GGGGGAGGAAGGACUGGCUGUGGCAACUGGUGCUUACUGUGGAUGUGGAUUUGGUCUGCCUAUGUGUGCAUGUGUGGGUGUGUAUGGGUAUGGCGUGUGCUGGUGGCUAUUGUGCGCAUUGGUGGUGAUGGUGGUGGUGGUGGUGGUGCGUGCCUGGUGCGUGGUUGCGGACAGAUGUACGAGGUGACGAUCACAAAGGGUCGGACGACGUGGAAGGUGCAUCGGCCAGAGCAGUCACUGAAGUGGCUGGCAGAUCGGAUGAAGGCCAACAAAGUGAAGAAUACGCCCAAGUUCAAGGGACUCAAGAAGCUCAAGCGCAAGGCGACGCCGAUGGACAUCCAGGAGCGCGAGCGGGCGGUGGAGAUCUUUCUUGGCCAGCUGGUGAGCGCAGUGGGCGUGGCAAGCAUUGCGCUCCACACACCGCUCCGGUCGUGGCUCGAGGUCGACGAGGAGGGUCGGCACGGCAAGUCAAAGCUCGUGUCAGGGAUCAACGCCCGGGCGGUGUGCGUGGUCAAGGCGCUGCAGAGCUACGAUGCGCGCGACGACCGUGAGCUCUCGUUUGCCGCCAACGACAUCAUUUCUAUCAUCGACGACUCGGGCACCGACUGGUGGAAGGCCAAGAUGGGGACUCGCGUGGGCAUGGUUCCCGCGGCCUACGUCGAGCUCGUGGCACGGACCGGGCCGGGCAAGGUCCUCUCCAAAUCGGACCAGAUCGGCACAACGCCCGGGGUGCCCGACGGGAAGUCGCUUAUCUCGGCGGUCAAGGCCAUUGCCGACUACUCUGACCCGGACCCGUCAAUGCUCUCGUUCUCUACCGGCGAGAUUAUCGCCGUCACCAAGCAGGAAGACUCGGGCUGGUGGGAGGGGACUGGCCAGUCGGGCCGCUCCGGCUGGUUCCCAUCGUCGUAUGUCGAGUCCAUCACCGCUGCGCCCGCAGACCGCAAGAUCUCCGAGGCCGCCCGCCUCGAGCUCGAGCUGUCGGGCUACUAUGGGCCGUCCAAGCCGACUGCCCCUCCUCCAGUAGCCUCCUACGGCGGUGGGCCGGCACCGGCACCGUCGUUUGGCGGCGGGCCGCCGCCAGCGCCGUCGUUUGGCGGCGGACCGACACCACCGCCGAUGCCUGCAAAGGCCGCCGCGCCGCCGCCGGCCGCCACCUCAUACUACGACACCGGCGCCGACGACAGCUACAACUACGGCGGCGGCGACGAGGACUACAACUAUGGCGGAGAGGACUACGGCUACACCGCCGGCGAGCCUGACUCAAAGGCACUGUACGACUAUGCGCCGACAGGACCAGACCAGAUCGCGCUGCGCGCCGGUGAGUUGGUCAUCUUUGACGAGGACUACGGCGACGGAUGGUCGUCGGGCACCAACGAGGCCGGCGAGUACGGAGUCUUCCCCACCUCGUAUGUCGACUAUCUGUAGCUGGGAGCGAAUAAAGCGCCAUCUGAGAAAUA
This is a messenger RNA of Thecamonas trahens ATCC 50062, 1457 nucleotides long. RefSeq lists its product as uncharacterized. The transcript has a single exon. Gene Ontology annotation, cellular component: membrane. The record is from RefSeq and is a predicted model, not a curated record. Gene Ontology annotation, biological process: membrane organization. Gene Ontology annotation, molecular function: protein binding; phosphatidylinositol binding. Lineage: Eukaryota; Apusomonadida; Apusomonadidae. Bases 43 to 1425 code for a protein of 460 amino acids.